CAUAGUUACAGAUAUACUUACGUUCCUGUGUAUUUAUUGAAUGGGUUUUCCACCAAAUGCAUUUAUGACAGUUAUGUAGCCAUUUUUGAAUAAGAUGUUUGUGUUACUUUCAUCACGGUUUGCGCUGUGUAAUGAAGUAUCUGUCAGAAGUUUCCUUUUUAAGGGGAGGGGCUAAUUUAUUUGGCGCUACUUCUAGCGCGGGAAUUUCGAUUCAAAUAGUAGGACCGCCAAGAAACUGCGGUAGAAGCUUGAGAGGUGUUAUACCUUGUAGCAGUCGGCUUUAGUUGUGUCUCGUUCGUAAGUAGUACGCCUUAAGACCGUAUAAACAAUUGAGUGUACUAUCCGUUGUAACUGUAAAACUUUGCCAUCAUGCCCGCUCUAGAAGUUACAGAUGCAUCUACAAUUUCUCCAUCGAAGAGGGCAAGAACCGAGACAAAGCCAGCAGAAGAAAGAGCUGUCCUCAGGUUUGCAAAACUGUCUGAGCAUGCUACCACACCAUCCAGAGGCUCAACCAAAGCAGCGGGAUAUGAUCUCUACAGUGCUUAUGAUUACACCAUUGGUCCUAUGGAUAAGGCCAUUGUGAAGACGGACAUACAGAUAGCAGUUCCACAUGGCUGCUACGGGAGAGUUGCACCCAGGUCUGGACUGGCAGCAAAACACUUCAUUGACGUUGGUGCUGGAGUUGUAGAUGAAGACUAUAGAGGGAAUGUGGGAGUUGUGCUCUUCAACUUCAGCAAGGACACAUUUGAUGUAAAAAAGGGUGACAGAGUUGCUCAGCUGGUCUGUGAGAGGAUCUGCUACCCUGAUCUGGAGGAGCGAGAGACUCUUGAUGAGACAGAGCGUGGUGCUGGAGGUUUUGGAUCAACUGGGCGCAACUGAAAGCUCCAAAAUGUUUUCGGAGAUGUACAUGUUAAAAAUAUUGAAUAAAGUUUGUUUUGUA
Messenger RNA from Eleginops maclovinus (Patagonian blennie), 940 nucleotides. RefSeq names its product deoxyuridine triphosphatase (gene dut). NCBI's taxonomy places the organism in Eukaryota, Metazoa, Chordata, Actinopteri, Perciformes, Eleginopidae. The transcript is spliced from 6 exons. Gene Ontology annotation, molecular function: dUTP diphosphatase activity; magnesium ion binding. Gene Ontology annotation, biological process: dUTP catabolic process; dUMP biosynthetic process. The record is from RefSeq and is a predicted model, not a curated record. Bases 370 to 879 code for a protein of 169 amino acids.